GUUUCCAUUCAGGCAGGUCGGUGUUGGUUUUAAGAGGCGUUAGUAUAUGUAACAUGGCGGUGUGGUAGUUUGGAAACAAUGUAUCAGAUUCCACAUCCGUCCAAGCAGGAUCAGCGCGCAAUAAUUCAGUUUUUGGGUGCAGAGGGUUGUCAGCCGGCGAAGAUUUAUCAGAGGAUGCAGGCAGUGUAUGGAAAUGCAUGUGUGUCCAAGACAACCGUGAAUGCCUGGUGUAGGCAUUUCCGCCAGGGUCGGCAGUCCACUGCUGAUUUAGCGAGGCCAGGUGCUUCGCGUUUCGCUACGACGCCCGCAAAUAUUGCAGCUGUGGAAGCAUUAAUACGAGGCGAAAGACGUCUGUCCAUUAGGGCCAUAGCAGCGGACCUAAACAUCAGUGUAGGAACUGUGCAUUCCAUAAUUCAGAAUUUGGGAAUAGUGAACAGCUUGAAGAGGAAAGGAAAGCAGAAUUCAUGGAAACAAAGAGAUGAUGAAGAAACUAGGAUGCCAUCAAAAGCCAAAAAGGUUGAGCCGUUUGAUGAAGUUAUGAUUAAACAAGAGCCUCUGGAUGAAGUGUCUUCAGACUCGAACUGUCUGCUUCCUGAAGUCAGCGUGAAGCACGAAAUGGAUGACCCGAUAGCUGUAUAGCAGAGAAACUCUGACGACAGAGCUUCCAAUGCCAGGAGUGCCCAGAACAAAUUGUUUGUUUACCUUUUAGUUUGACUGCCUCAGGAAGAUUCGCCGGUCAUCCAGCUCUGUCCGGAGGAUGUGAAGCCGUCCAGCUGUCCGCUUGUCUCUUACACAGUCCCAUUGUUAUUGUGAUCAUGCAGGAGUUGUUCACUGUCUGAAAUACAUAAAAACAAAAAAUGUUUCUUUGAGCUUACAUUAACAAGGCAGCAGAGUUGAUGGCACUCUGCAUAGUAGUCAUGCAGCUUAAACAACAAUUUUUACAGUAUAUUUUAUAAAAACUUCUAACAUUUAAGGCUGAAACAUGGACUGUUAACGAGACGGGAACAAAAUCAAAAUUGAACCAAUGCAGUUUUUCAGAAGCACUGAGGGGAAAACAAGAAAGGAUAGAAUAUAAAUGAAAUUCUUAGAGAAGGUGGAAUUCAGAGUUUGUGAACAGAGUUUGGCCAUGUGAAGAUAUGGACAGAAAAAUGGCGUAAGAAUUAAUAUUUAAAGAAAGUGACAUAUUGAACAGUGAGACAGUUCAUGCAAUUUCUGCAAGUCAGGUAAGCACUAUUCAAGCGUGAAGAUUUUGCAGGGGUGCAAAAGAGACCCAUGACUGGAUACUGCCUGUCCACCAACCCAUGCAAACAUAAAGUGGUGCUGGAGGAAAAGGAACUUUAUAGUUGAGACGGAACAUCCCCAUGAGACAACUGCUCUAGUCAAUGUUUAGCAUUGGCAAACUACAAAAUGAAGGUAUCCCAGCUCCACGCACUCUCUGUUUAUUUAUGGUUUAUUUAAUGAUGCUGUAGUAUACAAUGUUAAGUGGUGGGUGACUGAAGAAUAAUUUGGAAAAUUUAUGGGAGGAAGUGGUCAUAGCCUCAUUUGAGGCUCUGUCCAGACAAAGAAAAUUACAGAAACUCUCGGUCACGGUAGCCAGUCUUGGGACCAACAUUUGACUGAGGCGUCUUGCCAAUGCAGUCAGAAGUAUUACUGCUUAAACCAGUUCAGUGUUACCGUUCUUAAGAAGGCGGCUGUCUCCUGGGAUGUGAUGCUAAGUCGUUCCAUGGAUACAAACCAACGUUUUGGAGGACUGUAACACGAUAAUCUUUAUAGUCACUGCCGUGAGAACCUCAGAUCUCUCUUCUCACUUUCACUUAUGCACUUCACACAGUAAUGGACCAGGAGUUAUGUUUUUUUUUUUCACUCAAGUACUUUAGUGUCUAAAAGUUUGUGACUCAUUGAUUCACUGUACAAAUACUGUGUUGGACAUUGUUGAUUGCUUGACACACAUUACAGACUUUGAGAAUGUUCCAGAGUUCCAGGUUCAGUAACAAGCAUGGAGUUGCUUUACAAGCAAAGUAAAGUACCAGUUGCCAAAGGAGCACAUCAGUGCGUUCAUCACUUCACUUGAUGCAAAUAUCCAGAAAUUUCAUUAACCCUUUGAAGUUCAUGUAAAUUGUAUAUAUAAAUGUUCAGUUUGUACCUUGCGGUAAGCACUGUACCUCCACAGUGACCAACCACUUAAUGUUUUAUUCACAGUUUAUUGUGAGAAUCGUGUCAAAUACACAAAUACACUGUGGACAGAAUGCAGGCCUCUGAAUGUUGAAACAACUGGUAUAUGCAGUUACUGCUGUAAUCUAAAGGGUCACUGCUUCUGAGGCAUGGGUUAGCGUAGGCUGGAGAUAUUUCCAGCUGUGUGUAUACUGAUUUAUUGAGCUUUAUGCUGGUUACAAAGUCCUACAACUGUAUGUUUAUGUAUUUAAUGAUGUUUUUAAGUUCAUGGAUUAAAUAUUGUUAAAUGA
Molecule: messenger RNA, 2462 nt
Organism: Cryptotermes secundus
Lineage: Eukaryota; Metazoa; Arthropoda; Insecta; Blattodea; Kalotermitidae
Exons: 4
Coding region: 79-639 (186 amino acids)
Source: RefSeq, a predicted model, not a curated record